CCUUGUUUGCCCUCAAAUUUCUCUUCACCACCGUAUUUGUCUCGUUUCUCAACAUCUCUCCUCAAUUAAGGAUCCCCUUCCUAUCCUACCCCAUUCUACAUUUUUUCUUCUUCUUCUUGCUCUUCAUUUCCCGACAAGGCUUUUGUUUCCCAUUUGAUCCACAAAAUGGCGAACGCGGCGUCUGGAAUGGCAGUGGAUGAUGAAUGUAAGCUGAAAUUCUUGGAGCUAAAAGCGAAAAGGAAUUACAGGUUCAUCAUUUUCAAGAUUCAUGACCAGCAGGUGGUGGUUGACAAACUUGGCACCCCUGCUGAAACCUAUGAAGAUUUCACCGCAGCUCUGCCAAAGGAUGAGUGUCGCUACGCUGUCUUCGAUUUUGAUUUCACUACUGCUGAGAACUGCCAGAAAAGCAAAAUUUUCUUCAUUGCAUGGGCACCGGAUUCAUCCAGGGUGAGAAGUAAAAUGGUGUAUGCGAGUUCAAAAGACAGAUUUAAGAGAGAAUUAGAUGGAAUUCAAGUUGAGUUACAGGCAACGGAUCCUAGUGAAAUGAGCUUCGACAUUAUAAAAGCUCGGGCAAUUUAAACGCUUUUAUUGCGCUUUAAAUCUUACGAUUCCAUGACAUUCCCUGUCCUAAGCAAUUUCAAACUUUCAUCACUUGCUUAUGUGUAUUUUUCUUAAAAAAAAAAAGAAAGAAAAAAAAGAAUAUUUCGUCUUUUUUUAAAAAAAAUUCACCUUUAUUUUUUUACUUCGUGUCUGUGUGUUUUUUAACCUUGACUGUGUAGUUUUAUUGUUCUAAUAUUAUCCAUUCCUUAAUGCUAAAUGUCCUUUCAAUCA
Molecule: messenger RNA, 831 nt
Organism: Gossypium arboreum
Lineage: Eukaryota; Viridiplantae; Streptophyta; Magnoliopsida; Malvales; Malvaceae
Product: actin-depolymerizing factor 7-like
Exons: 3
Coding region: 166-579 (137 amino acids)
Biological process (GO): actin filament depolymerization
Cellular component (GO): cytoplasm; actin cytoskeleton
Molecular function (GO): actin filament binding
Source: RefSeq, a predicted model, not a curated record